AUGUUCCGUGAGGUAGCGGUUGGCAUACCUCACGAGUAUCGCUCGGUUUUGGUCUCCAUUGUCACGUCCUCAUGGCAGUUGCACUUGCAACUGUUACUGAGUGAUCUGACCGGAUUUUUCUCGUCAUUCGUCACUCGCCAGUGUCUCGUCAAUCUUGCAUUGUCCGUUUUUUCGCAGGCACUUGAUCAAUCGAAGAAAACGACGAGGUCUCGCCUCCACCUAGGCAAAGUUUAUCGCUACAUCCACCUGCUCGCAUCAGCAGUCGAUGUAGUGGUUUGCUGUGCCUGCUGCCUAACAACGGACAUGGAUGCCUUGUUCGUUGGUCGAAGACCGAAGUCGCCUGCUGGUUAA
Messenger RNA from Soboliphyme baturini, 351 nucleotides. NCBI's taxonomy places the organism in Eukaryota, Metazoa, Nematoda, Enoplea, Dioctophymatida, Soboliphymatidae. The record is from the annotation of a GenBank genome assembly.